GAUGAGACUGGAGAACACACACACAACCCUGCCACGACGAGAACCAGACCCAAAGCUCAACGUGACUGCAGCGCGAACUCUCGCGAGGGCGAUCCGCAACGCGGCGGCAGCUCGAACUCGCGCGAGAGCUGGCGCGACCUCGCGAAGAACGGCGGGAGCGCGGGAGGUAUGGCGUCCCUGCCGCAGUCCUGGAGUCGGCUGGAUAGACGACAAGAGCGCGACGUGCGCGAGCUCGUUCGCCUUGUGGCGGGCGUCCAGGACGAAGCGGACCCCAACUUCCAGCUCGCGUUGCACUUCGCCUGGUCCAACUUCAGAUUUCAUCGUUUCUUAGACGUCAAUAGCCACAAAGUAGAAAAGACAAUAGAAGGGAUCUACGAAAAAUUCAUCAUUCAUUCCGAUCUCAGCAAAGCUGCUAGUUGGAAGAGAUUAACUGAAGAAUUUCUAAAUGCAUCACUUCCAAGCAUAAAGGAACUCAAGACAGAUGUACAUUAUUCCAUACUAUCACUUCUUCUGUCUCUGUCUGAUUCUCCUUCGAACAGCAAUUAUGUGGAAACACCAAGAGAUAAAGAAAUGGAAAAGAAGGAUGAUUUUGACUGGGGAAAAUACUUGAUGGAAGGUGAAGAAAUUGACCUUGGCCCAGAUGUACACACACCGAAUUGGUCUGAAGAAAGUGACGAUGAAAAUGAUCAACAGUCCUUAAGCAGAGAGGACUCUGGGAUUCAGGUGGACAGGACACCGUUAGAAGAACAAGAUCAAAACAGAAAACUGGGGCCUCGAGUCAUCUGGAAAGAUGAGCCAGAUGCCCGAAGCUGGUUGGAACAGCAUGUAGUUCAUCAGUACUGGACAGUCAGGUCCUCAAGAUUUCCUCAUAGUUUACAUUUGCAUUCCAAUCUAGCUACUGUCUGGGACCAACAUUUGUACAGCAGUGACCCGUUAUAUGUUCCAGAUGACAGAGUUUUUGUUACUGAAACACAGGUUAUUCGGGAAACCCUAUGGUUACUUUCAGGGGUAAAAAAGCUCUUUAUAUUUCAGUUGAUUGAUGGAAAAGUAACUGUGAGGAACAAUAUUAUAGUAACUCAUUUGACACAUAGCUGUUUACAGUCAGUACUGGAGCAGAUCGCGGCAUAUGGCCAGGUUGUGUUUCGACUCCAGGAAUUCAUUGAUGAAGUCAUGGGGCACAGUUCUGAAAGCAUGUUACCUGGAAAUGGUUCUGUUCCUAAGAAGUCAACAGAAGCGCCUUUUAGAACAUACCAGGCUUUCAUGUGGGCCUUAUACAAAUACUUCAUUAAUUUCAAAGAGGAACUUGCAGAAAUUGAGAAGUGCAUCAUCAAUAAUGAUACUACAAUAACCCUUGCAAUAGUGGUGGACAAGUUGUCACCUCGACUAGCUCAACUCAAAGUUCUGCACAAAGUGUUUAGUACUGGAGUAGCAGAAGUUCCACCUGACACUCGAAAUGUUGUCCGAGCAUCUCAUCUGCUCAACACCCUGUACAAAGCCAUUCUUGAAUACGACAAUGUUGGCGAAGCCUCUGAGCAAACUGUCUCAUUGCUGUUCUCCCUCUGGGUGGAGACCGUGCGGCCCUACCUGCAGACUGUGGAUGAGUGGAUCGUGCAUGGGCACCUCUGCGACUCUGCCAGGGAGUUCAUCAUCCAGAGAAACAAAAAUGUUCCAGUGAAUCACAGAGACUUCUGGUAUGCAACCUACACACUAUACAGUGUAUCUGAAAAGACAGAAAAUGAAGAAAAGAUGAGUGAUAAUGCUAGUGCCAGUUCUGGCAGUGACCAAGGGCUCUCCAGCAGGCAGCACACCAUGGUGUCCUUCCUGAAACCCGUCCUCAAGCAGAUCAUAAUGGCCGGCAAGUCCAUGCAGCUGCUGAAGAACCUGCAGUGUGCAGAGAGCACCACACGCCAGGCCACAGCCAGAGAUGCAGAAAGAAAAAGUCUGUAUACCCUCUUUUUGGAGUCUGUACAGUCUCGUCUUCGACACGGAGAAGCCUUCACUGCACAGGCCCUCACUGAGCAUCAGGCCACCAGAGAGACCCUGAUAAAGAUGCAGUCCAUCGCCGAGCGGCAUCUCGAGCUGGAUGACGUUCACGAUCCGCUGCUGGCAAUUAAUUUUGCAAGGUUGUAUUUGGAACAGAGUGACUUUCAUGAGAAGUUUGCUGGUGGAGACGUAUGUGUGGAUAGAUCAUCAGAAUCUGUGACUUGCCAGACCUUUGAAUUAACGCUGAGAUCUUGCCUCUAUCCCCAUAUUGAGAAGCAAUAUCUAGAUUGCUGUGGAAACCUCAUGCGGACUCUGAAAAAAGAUUAUAGGUUGGUGGAAUACUUGCAGGCCAUGAGGAAUUUCUUCUUAAUGGAAGGGGGAGAUACCAUGUAUGACUUCUACACAUCAAUUUUUGAUAAAAUAAGGGAAAAGGAAACCUGGCAGAAUGUGUCUUUUCUUAAUGUCCAGCUCCAAGAAGCAGUAGGACAACGGUAUCCUGAAGACAGUUCACGUCUGUCUAUAUCUUUUGAGAAUGUUGACACAGCUAAGAAGAAACUCCCUGUCCAUAUCUUAGAUGGUCUGACCCUGAGCUAUAAGGUCCCAUGGCCUGUGGACAUUGUUAUAAGUUUGGAAUGUCAAAAAAUUUAUAAUCAGGUGUUCCUUCUCUUACUGCAAAUAAAAUGGGCAAAAUAUAGCCUGGAUGUUUUACUAUUUGGUGAACUAGCCAAUCCUGCUGACAAAUCACAACUUAAAGAAGGACUUUUAGGUGACCCAGACACAGCUGCUCAUUUUGGCCCACAGAAGGAGCCAGUAAGACUGCAGAUUCAUCGUAUGUUCCUCUUAAGAGUGAAGCUCAUGCACUUUGUGAACAGCUUACACAACUACAUCAUGACCAGGAUUCUUCACAGUACAGGGCUGGAGUUUCAGCAUCAAGUCGAAGAAGCUAAGGAUUUAGAUCAGUUGAUUAAAAUUCACUAUAGAUACCUAUCAACCAUCCAUGAUCGAUGUCUGCUGAGAGAAAAGGUCAGCUUUGUGAAGGAAGCCAUCAUGAAGGUGUUGAACCUGGCGCUCAUGUUUGCAGAGGGCUGGCAGGCUGGCCUGGGGGCAUGGCAGAUGGAAUCUAUAGAGAAAAUGGAGUCUGAUUUUAAAAACUGCCAUAUGUUCCUUGUAACCAUUUUAAACAAAGCUGUCUGUAGAGGAUCCUUUCCCCAUUUAUGUGGGUCAUCUGCUCGGCAUCUCUGCGGUGGGACUGAUGGCGACCUCCUCCUCGUGGACUUACGCCACAUGCUGCGCCUCCCAGGUCUGCUGCAGCCAGAGCCCCUGUCCCUGUGGCAGGCCGCUGGUGAUCCGUUCCUCUGCAGGAGACACUCAAACACUCAAAGGCAACUCUGGCUCACUGUCUUGUGAGCCAGACACUGAAAAUCAACUGCAUAAAUGGAGGAAAAUGACCUUGCAUGCCCAAGGUGUAGGUUCAGAAAAGACGUGAAAAGACUAAGUUUACACGUCAAGCUGACAUCUGGCACAGAAACAGGUUAGAGAAACCGAGGAGGUAAGAAACAUAAUAACAAAAAGCAGCAAACCCAAGGAAACAGGAGAAUCUGAUUCUAGAUUCAAAUGUCCAGGUUUCAGUAAAAAUCAUAAGCAUAUAAAGAAACUGGAAAAUAUGGCCCACUCAAACAAAGAAUGCAGAAGGCAAUGGCAACCCUCUCCAGUACUCCUGCCUGGAAGAUCCCAUGGAUGGAGGAGCCUGGUAGGCUGCAGUCCACGGGGUCGUGAAGAGUCCGACAGGACUGAGCGACUUCACUUUCACUUUUUACUUUCAUGCAUUGGAGAAGGAAAUGGUAACCCACUCCAGUGUUCUUGCCUGGAGAAGCUCAGGGAUGGUGGAGCCUGGUGGGCUGCCGUCUAUGGGGUCGCACAGAGUUGGACGCGACUGAAGCGACUUAGCAGCAGCAAACAGAGAAUAAAUCAACAGAGACUGUCCUUAAAAGAGAUGUAAUGGCAGAUAUACUAGACAAAUACUUUAUUUUUUUAAUUUUAUUUUAAUUGGAGGCUAAUUACAAUAUUGUAGUGGUUUUUGCAUACAUUGACAUGAAUCAGCCAUGUGUUCCCCAUCCUGAACCCCCUCCCACCUCCCUCCCCAUCCCAUCCCUCGGGUCAUCCCAGUGCACCAGCCCUGAGCACCCUGUCUCAUGCAUUGAACCUGGUCUGGCGAUCUGUUUCACAUAAGAUAAUAUACAUGUUUCAAUGCUAUUCUCUCAAAUCAUCCCACCCUCACCUUCUCCCACAGAGUUCAAAAGACUGUUCUAUACAUCUGUGUCUCUUUUGCUGUCUCACAUAUAGGGUCAUCAUUACCAUCUUUCUAAAUUCCAUAUAUAUGCAUUAGUAUACUGUAUUGGUGUUUUUCUUUCUGACUUACUUCACUCUAUAAUAGGCUCCAGUUUCAUCCACCUCAUUAGAACUGAUUCAAAUGUAUUCUUUUUAAUGGCUGAGUAAUAUUCCAUUGGAAGGACUGAUGCUGAAGCUGAAACUCCAAUACUUUGGCCACCUCAUGCGAAGAGUUGACUCAUUGGAAAAGACCCUGAUGCUGGGAGGGAUUGGGGGCAGGAGAAGGGGACGACAGAGGAUGAGAUGGCUGGAUGGCAUCACCGACUUGAUGGGCAUAAGUUUGAGUAAACCCCGGGAGUUUGUGAUGGACAGGGAGGCCUGGUGUGCUGCGAUUCAUGGGGUCACAAAGUGUCAAACACGACUGAGUGACUGAACUGAACUGACCUGAAUAUUCCAUAAUGUAUGUGUACCACAGCUUUCUUAUCCAUUCGUAUCCCGAUGAACACCUAGGUUGCUUCCAUGUUCUGGCUAUUGUAAACAGUGCUGUGAUGAACAUUGGGGUAUACGUAUCUCUUUCAGUUCUGGUUUCCUCGGUGUGUAUGCCCAGCAGUGGGAUUGCUGGGUCAUAUGGCAUUUCUAUUCCCAGUUUUUUUAAGGGAUCUCCACACUGUUUUUCACAGUGGCUGUACUAGUUUGCAUUCCCACCAACAGCUUAAGAGGGUUCCCUUUUCUCCACACCCUCUCCAGCAUUAAUUGUUUGUAGACUUUUUGAUGGCAGUCAUUCUGAUCAGCGUGAGAUGGUACCUCAUUGUGGUUUUGAUUUGUAUUUCUUUGACAGUGAGUGAUGUUGGGCAUCUUUUCAUGUGUUUGUUUGCCAUCUGUAUGUCUUCUUUGGAGAAAUGUCUGUUUAGUUCUUUGGCCCAUUUUUUGAUUGGGUCGUUUAUUUUUCUGGAAUUGAGCUGCAGGAGUUGCUUGUAUAUUUUUGAAGUUAAUUCUUUGUCAGUUGCUUCAUUUGCUAUUAUUUUCUCCCAUUCUGCAGGCUGUCUUUUCACUUUACUUACAGUUUCCUUCGUUGUGCAAAAGCUUUUAAGUUUAAUUAGGUCCCAUUUGUUUAUUUUUGCUUUUAUUUCCAUUCCUCUGGGAGGUGGGUCAUAGAGGAUUUAUGUCAGAGAGUAUUUUGCCUAUGUUUUCCUCUGAGUUUUAUAGUUUCUGAUCUUAUGUUUAGAUCUUUAAUCCAUUUUGAGUUUAUUUUUGUGUAUGGCAUUAGAAAGUGUUCUGGUUUCAUUCUUUUACAAGUAGUUGACCAGUUUUCCCAGCACCACUUAUUAAAGAGAUUGUCUUUUCUCCAUUGUAUAUUCUUGCCUCCUUUUAGACAAAUUAUUUAAAACAACUGUUUUGAAGAUAAUUAAAGACUUAAAGACUAUGGAGAAAUUCAAGAAAGUGAUGUGUGAAAAAUAAAUAAAUAAAUACAUAUAUGUGAACAAAAUGGAAAAAGCAAUAAAGAGAUCAAAACCUAAGAAGAAAUUCUGGAACUAAAAAGUAUUCUAACCGAAAUGAGAAAUUCACUAGGGAGUUUCAAAGGCAGAAUUGAGCAGGAAGAAAAGCUAAUCAGUGAACUUAAAGGUCAAACAAUGAAAACUAUCCAGUCUGAGGAAAUUUUUUAAAAAUUAAAGAAAAGUGAACAAAGCCUAGAAACAUCCAGAGGACCAACAUACAUAUUAUGCACUCCCAGGUGAGAAGCAAGAGAAAAGGCAGAGAGAAUAUUUGAAGAAAUAAUGCCUGAAAGCUUCCUAAAUUUGAUAACAGACAUUAAUAUAAGCAUCCAGGAAGCUCAAUGAACACUGGGUAAGAUGAACUCAAGAGACCCACACCAAGACACAUCAUAAUUAAUUUGAAAGAGAAAGACAAACAGGGACUCUUGAAAGCAGUGAGAACAAGAAAUGCUCAAAGUAAUGUUUCAAGGAGAAAUGAAAAGACACUAGAUAGGGUGAAAUAGUUGUACAAUAAGAACUAGAGACUUCAAUACCCCACUUUCAAUAAUGGGUGAAACAGCCAGACAGAACAUAUGUAAGGAAGUAGAGAACAUAACACAUUAAUCUAACUAGAUCUAACAGACAUAUAAUAGAGUGUUCACUCUAGCCCACAAUAGCGUACACAUUCUUCUCAAGUAUACAUGGAACAUUUUCCAGAACAGACCAUCUGUUAAGCCCCAAAUUAGUCUGAAUACAUUUCAAAAAGAUAGAUGUCCCACAAAGUAUGUUCUCCACUCAGAAUGAAGCUAGAUAUCAAUAACAAAAUAAAAAACAGAAAGACUUUUAAAUAACCAAUGGAUCAAAGAAGAAAUCAAAUGGGAACUUCUAAAAUACUUAGAGAUAAAUGAAAAUAAAAACACACCAUAGCAAAACUUGUAGACGCAGAGAAAAUGAUGCUAAGAGGAAAGGUUUUGCUAUGGUGUUUGCCACCUCCCAGAGUAAUGGAAAUAAAAGCAAAAAUAAACAAUGAGACCUAAU
Molecule: messenger RNA, 6821 nt
Organism: Dama dama (fallow deer)
Lineage: Eukaryota; Metazoa; Chordata; Mammalia; Artiodactyla; Cervidae
Gene: TUBGCP5
Product: tubulin gamma complex component 5
Exons: 24
Coding region: 169-3390 (1073 amino acids)
Biological process (GO): microtubule nucleation; spindle assembly; mitotic cell cycle
Cellular component (GO): centrosome; equatorial microtubule organizing center; gamma-tubulin complex
Molecular function (GO): gamma-tubulin binding; microtubule minus-end binding
Source: RefSeq, a predicted model, not a curated record